This is a messenger RNA of Ailuropoda melanoleuca (giant panda), 1467 nucleotides long. RefSeq names its product phosphoserine aminotransferase. Gene Ontology annotation, cellular component: cytoplasm. Gene Ontology annotation, biological process: L-serine biosynthetic process. The record is from RefSeq and is a predicted model, not a curated record. NCBI's taxonomy places the organism in Eukaryota, Metazoa, Chordata, Mammalia, Carnivora, Ursidae. Gene Ontology annotation, molecular function: O-phospho-L-serine:2-oxoglutarate transaminase activity; pyridoxal phosphate binding.
AUGGAAAUCCUGGUCCUCAGAGAGUCCUCCUCACACCAAGAGACCCUGCCCGCCACCGACGCCCAGGCAGGCGGUCACUUUGGCCCUGGCCGCCAACCUGUCCGAAAAGGCUUGGUGUUUUUAAAGAUACAAAAAGAAUUAUUAGACUACAAUGGAAUUGGCACUAGCGUUCUUGAAAUAAGCCACAGGCCGUCAGCUUUUCCUAAGAUGAUUAAUAACACAGAGAAUCUUGGGCAGAAAUUGCCUGCUGUUCCAGACAACUACGAGGUGACCUUUGGGCACAGAGGGUGUCAAGGCCAGUUGUCUGCUGUCCUCUUAAACCUGACUGGCCUGAAAGCAAGAAGGGGUGCUACGCAUGAGAUGACAGGAGUUUAGUUAGCCAAGGAGGCAGGAGCCUAGAAGUUUGGGAACGUGAAUAUUGUCUACCCUAAACUUGGGAGUUAUGCAAAAAUUCCAGAUUCAAGCCCCUGGAACCUCAGCCUGGGUGCCUCCUAUGUGCAUUACUGCACCAGCGAGACCGUGCACAGAGUGGAGUUUGGCUUUAUCUCUGAUGUCAAGGGAGCAGUGGUGGUUUGCCCCAUGUCCUCCAACUUCCUAUCCAAGCCAAUGGAUGUUUCCUAGUUUGGUGUGAUUUUUGCUGGUGCUCAAAAGAAUGUUGAUUCUGCGGGGAUCACAUUCGUGAUCAUUGGUGAUGACCCCCUGGGGUUUGCCCUCAGGGAGGACCCCUCCACUGAAUACAAAGUACGGGCCCCAAACCACUCCUCAGACAACACACCUCUGUGUUUCAGCAUCUAUGACAUGGGCUUGGUCCCCAAGUCGUUUAAGAACAAGGCAGUGCAGCCACUGGAGAAGCUCAGCUCCAUCAAAGCACAAAUGAUUUAUGAUAUUAUUGAUAAUCCUCAGGGAUUCUAGGUAUAUCCAGUGGAUCAGAAUAGAAGCAAGACGAAUAGCACAUUCUGCAGUGGCAAUGCCAAAGGAGAUGAUGUUUUAGAAAAAAGAUUACUUGCUAAAGCUCUUGAGCUCAAUAUGAUCUCCUUGAAAGGGAGUGGGUCUGUGGGAGUCAUCCCCUCUCUGUAUAAUGCUGACAGGAUAGAAGGUGUUUAGAAUCUGGCAGCAUCCAUGAAAAAUUCUUUGGAGACGCACCAGCUAUGAACACAUCCCAACCAAUAUGUAUUCUGUCCCUGAACAACGUACAAAAUUUAGAGUAACUUGGGAAUGGCUACGAAAACAACAAACAUGGUAUUUUUCUUCAAUGAACAUUUUAUUAUAGAUUCUAAUUUUUUCAAAGAACAACAGCAAAACAUUCACAGCUCUGCAAAGCUGGUGGGACUUAACAGACACCUUAAUUGCUUUUUAAGAUUUUUAAUUAAUUUUUUUUAAGAGAAAAAAAGAGCUGGACGGAGAAGGACAAAAGGGGGAGAGAAAAAAAUCUUAAGCAAACUCCUCGUCUAGCACAGAGCCAAGGCA